CUACUUGAUAGUGUAGUUAAAUUCACAUAAAAAUGGCGUCGAUGUUUAAAAAAGCAGGCUCUUUCUUAGGUGGUAAUGAGGACGAAACCAAGAAGCAAGAUGAGGAGGGCGAGUCGCUAACGACAGUGCUGGAAACGGAUGAAGACCGCAGCGCUCUCACUAUUCUCGUUUCUAACAUUACUGAACUUAUGCGCAAGCAAGUCGUUGAUACUUUUGAUCCCAAACUCACAGGUUCCCAAGACGACCAACUAACGGACGAUAAUGGCGAGCCCAUUAACCUUGAGAAGCUGGGCGAGGAUGAACGUAGCAAGGAAUUGCAGAAGCUACUCGAGAAACAGAAAGCUGAAUUAACCAAACUUGAAAAAGAAGUCAGUGAAGAGAAAAUGGUUGCAUUGAAGACAAGUGCGUUAGGGUUCUUCGACGACUGGAGGGAUAGCAUCGUUCUCCGCAUUGGUGAAAUCGUCAACUCAAGGAAAACGGCUGAAAAUCAAUCAAAACAGGCAAAACCCGAACUUGUGCGCCAGGAUACUGAACCCGCCUUAGAAGGGAUCGAGAAAAACGAGCAUGAAGAUAUCAUCGCAGAAACGCUCCUGAAGCUAUAUGCCCCUGUUGAGACCCCGCUACGUGGGUUGGCCAAGGAGAAAAGGGUACUGAUACUGCACUCGGUGUUUCUUCUAACACUGAGUUUGGAGCACUAUAAUGCGCACUCGCGAACCCUGCUGUUGUACCUAACCACGAGCCUGGGGCUUUCAGCUACAGUGCUGUCAGAGGACGAAAAGAAAGUCGCCAGGGGCCUCCUAGACGCAGCUGAAAAGAUGUCGGCGGAAGAGGAGACCAAGAAAAGGGCCGAGGAAAACCGCACUUCUCGCCGCUGGAAGAUGGGUGUAGCUGGAGUCGCAGGUGCUGCACUUAUUGGCAUUACGGGUGGUCUAGCAGCCCCAUUCUUAGCUGCUGGCGUCGGCACCGUUCUGGGAGGUAUUGGUCUCGGGGCUACCGCUACGGCAGGAUACUUGGGUGCGUUAGCCGGUAGUGGUGUCCUCGUCGGUGGCUUAUUUGGUGCUUAUGGCGCAAAGAUGACAAGCAAAGCCAUGGAACAAUAUACUAGAGACGUAGAGGACUUCGCUUUUGUUCCCAUUCAGAAGUUAGGGGAAAGCGAAACCGAAGCACGCCGGUUACGGGUUGCUAUCGGUAUAUCUGGUUGGUUAGGAGAUAAGGACGAAGUAGUUAAGCCUUGGAAGUGCAUUGGGUCAGGGCAGGAAACAUUUGCUCUUCGCUUCGAACUUGAGGCGUUGAUGAACCUUGGAAAUGCGCUCACUACUUUGGUGACUUCAGCUGCUUGGUCGUAUGCUAAAUCUGAGAUUAUUAAGCGAACUGUCUUCGCUGCUCUGAGCGCUGGUUUAUGGCCAUUAGGCCUACUGAAAGCAAGCCACAUCAUUGAUAACCCCUGGAGCAUCGCCAACCAGCGUGCCCAGAAAGCCGGGGAAGUACUCGCCGAUGCCCUAAUCAACAAAGCCCAGGGCGAGCGGCCAGUCACACUUGUCGGGUACUCACUAGGCGCUAAAGUCAUUUAUGUCUGCCUACAGCAACUCGCUGAGCGAAAAGCCUUCGGUCUGAUUGAGAACGCUAUAAUGUUGGGUGCACCCACCCCAAGUAAUUCUGCUGACUGGCGUCGCAUCCGUUCAGUGGUUACUGGUAGAGUCGUCAACGCCUACAGCACCAACGACUACAUCCUUGCUUUUUUAUACAGAAGCAGUAGCAUUCAAUUCGGUGUUGCGGGUUUAAAUUCAGUGGUCAAUGUUAAAGGUGUUGAAAAUAUUGAAGUCGGUGAUUUGGUAAAAGGGCAUACUUUAUACCGUCAUGCGACGGCUCCUAUCCUCAAGCGCAUUGGCUUUGAGGAUAUCGAUUUGCAGGAAAUUGGACAUGAAGAGCAGAAAUUAGCGGAGCAAGAGAAGAAGGAAGAGGAACAGCGUGAGGCAGCUGAGAACGGCGCUAAAGAGUCUGGCGUUACGAGUCAAUCCGCAGUAGCUGAUGAAGAAGUCCACAAGAUGGAACAGGAAGUCGAACAGAAGAAUAAAUCUAGCUAAACCAUCAUAGACACAAGGCGAGGAGAGGACUACAAUAUUAGUCAAAUUAUAGGCCCCAAUAGCAGUGUAUGGGGGCUGAGAAUACCUACCUAGGUCCAAGUAAUGAGAUUAUUACUAAGAAUAUUAAUA
Molecule: messenger RNA, 2213 nt
Organism: Hypoxylon trugodes
Lineage: Eukaryota; Fungi; Ascomycota; Sordariomycetes; Xylariales; Hypoxylaceae
Product: DUF726-domain-containing protein
Exons: 3
Coding region: 33-2084 (683 amino acids)
Source: RefSeq, a predicted model, not a curated record